Molecule: messenger RNA, 1416 nt
Organism: Talaromyces proteolyticus
Lineage: Eukaryota; Fungi; Ascomycota; Eurotiomycetes; Eurotiales; Trichocomaceae
Exons: 4
Coding region: 1-1416 (471 amino acids)
Source: RefSeq, a predicted model, not a curated record
AUGGCAUUCAGGGUUUCGUCAUUCCCACCACCUUGUCUACGUUCUCCCUACUGGCAAAAUUUCAUAGCGGGUACCAUUGUGGGUAUGACGGUCGGACUUUACCAGGCAUUGAAUUUACUCGGAGCUGGUGGUGGCCGUCCCAACUCGGCCCAAAUGGUUCAAGUGGUGAACGCCUUGCUGUGUGGAGUGUUUGUUGUCUCAUCAGCUCUUGGAGGCAGUGUGCUGAAUACCUUUGGGCCCACUAUCACAAGUAUACUGGGUAUCAUUGGGUAUAUGCUCUAUGUUGGUGGCCUUUGGUAUUUUGACCGGACUGACCAUGAAUGGUUCCCAAUAUUUGGAGGCGUCGCCAUUGGAAUUUCCGCGGGCCUUAUAUUUGUGACCAUGUCGUCUAUUUCUAUAUCCUACUCCGAGGAAAAAGAACGAGGAUCAUUCAUUGCCAUGUCAGUCAACCUUCAGGCUACGGGGGCAGCUGUCGGGGGUCUGGUUGCUCUUAUAAUUAAUCGGCACUCCAAGGAAGCAACGGGAGUUCCAUUGGCAGUGUAUGUCUUCAUCCUGGCCAUGAUGGGACUUAGCUGUAUACUUGCCCUCGCCUUGAGACCUGCUUCGAAAGUAAUAAGAGAAGACGGCACCCAAGUCACUACAAUCAAGUCUCGUGGUUAUUUGGAAGAACUCAAAGCAAACCUCAAUAUUUUCAGAGACUGGAAGCUUUUAAUCAUGAUUCCAGCUUUUCUCCCUUCUGAAUGUUUCCUUGUGUAUGGAGGGUCUGUCAACGCAUUUCACAAUAAUUUGAGGACGAGAUCUCUCCUAUCGUUCUGUGCCGUCGCUCUUCAAAUUCCCUGCGGCUUCGUCCUCCAAAAGAUUUUGGACUAUGAGAAAUUGUCUCGCCGAAAAAGGGCACUUAUCAGCCUCGCAACCGUUAGCACUCCAUUAAUGGCGGCCUGGAUCUGGGAAAUCAUACGCGUCCGUGACUACGAUCGCCACAAUCCACCGUCUACACCACUUGACUGGACUAGUGAUGGAUUUGCUCCUAUAUUCGUCUUAUUUAUGAUGAACUGGGUAUCUAGCUCACUUUUUCAGUACAUUAUUCUCUAUUUCCUCGGCUGCAUGACGAAUUCUCCUCAAACUUCGGCAAACUACGCAGGUGCCUACCGUAGCUUCUUGGCUAUCGGUGAAACGAUUUGCUUUGGUGUAGACUCAACCGAUGUUCCAUACAUUAAAGAGGCAGGUGUAAUAUUCGCCUUCUAUGCUUGUGGUGUGCUUGUAUUCAUUUUUUUCGUUACAACCCAAGUCACCCAAACACAGUACCUUGUUGGCGAAGAAGGGGUUGUCCUACCACAGCACGUUGUUGAGAAUCAUGAUCAGCCUAUUCGCGCAGCCGAGGGCAUUGAUAUAAAGGGGGAAGAUCCCUCUGACUGA